Molecule: messenger RNA, 3891 nt
Organism: Triticum aestivum (bread wheat)
Lineage: Eukaryota; Viridiplantae; Streptophyta; Magnoliopsida; Poales; Poaceae
Product: 3-oxoacyl-[acyl-carrier-protein] synthase II, chloroplastic
Exons: 12
Coding region: 374-1765 (463 amino acids)
Biological process (GO): fatty acid biosynthetic process
Cellular component (GO): mitochondrion
Molecular function (GO): 3-oxoacyl-[acyl-carrier-protein] synthase activity
Source: RefSeq, a predicted model, not a curated record
CUCAAUACACUAGUGUUUGGCUUGAGCGGCUCAGCUCCUACAACUCCGUUCCCAGCGCACCUUUCGUCGAGCACCUGGCAAUGGCGGCUUCCUCCCCGUCCGCCACCUCUCAGAUGCGCCUAAGCCCUCUCCGUCCUUAUUAAAGACCACCGCCGCCGCCGCUUUCCUUCUAUCCAACUCCCGCAAAUCCCUACCUACCCCGCGCGCGUUCGCUCGCUUGCGCCCGAACUGCCCGCAUCUCUCGCGGACACAGACCCCCGUUCCGGUCCUUGCCUCUGCCGUUUCGUGGCUAGUGGAUGCCCCUGCCCUUCCCCUCCCGCGAAUCCAGGUGAUUCGCAUCACCUUCGCGUCGUCAGGAUCCAGUUCGUGCGCAAUGUCGGCAGUGGCGCCACCGCUGCGCACUUGGAUCGUCGCCGCCUGCUUGUCUGCAACCUGCGUCGCAGACGAUGAAAGGAAGCAGCGCAACUACAUCGGCGGCGGGCUUUUCGGCACGCGCCGCCACCCUGCUGCGCGCCGCCGAGGCGGGACACGCUCUGGAGUGCCCAUUGCUGUUUCCUUUCAUCCUGAAAGAGGAGCUGUGGAAAACAACAAAUCUGAAACCAAACAACGGAGGGUAGUUGUCACUGGCAUGGGUGUCGUGACUCCGUUAGGCCAUGAGCCUGAUGAGUUUUACAACAACCUUCUACAGGGUCUCAGUGGAAUAAGUGAGAUAGAAGCAUUUGACUGUUCCAGCUAUCCCACGAGAAUUGCUGGAGAAAUCAAAUCCUUUUCAACAGAUGGUUGGGUUGCACCAAAGUUAGCUAAGCGAAUGGAUAAGUUCAUGCAAUAUUUGAUAGUUGCUGGUAAGAAAGCAUUGGAAAAUGGUGGAGUCACUGAAGAUAUCAUGAACGAGUUGGACAAAUCGAGAUGUGGAGUUCUAAUUGGAUCUGGUAUGGGUGGCAUGAAGGUUUUUAGUGAUGCAAUUGAAGCAUUGAGGGUCUCCUACAGGAAGAUGAACCCAUUUUGUGUACCUUUUGCAACUACAAACAUGGGUUCUGCAAUACUUGCGAUGGAUCUGGGCUGGAUGGGCCCAAACUACUCUAUCUCUACUGCUUGUGCCACUAGUAACUUCUGCAUCCUGAGUGCAGCCAAUCAUAUCAUGAGGGGGGAAACUGAUUUGAUGCUGUGUGGUGGUUCUGAUGCUCCAAUUAUACCAAUUGGAUUGGGAGGUUUUGUGGCAUGUAGAGCUCUUUCACAGAGAAAUAGUGAUCCAACAAAAGCUUCUCGGCCUUGGGACAUGGAUCGUGAUGGGUUUGUCAUGGGAGAAGGGGCUGGUGUGCUUCUUUUGGAAGAACUUGAGCAUGCAAAGCAAAGAGGUGCAGAAAUAUAUGCAGAAUUUCUGGGUGGAAGCUUUACGUGUGAUGCAUAUCAUAUGACGGAACCACAUCCUGAAGGGAAGGGGGUUAUUCUUUGUGUUGAAAAUGCACUAGCUGAUGCAGGAGUAACAAGGCAAGACAUUAACUAUGUAAAUGCCCAUGCUACAUCUACACAGUUGGGUGAUUUGAAGGAAUUCCAAGCUCUUUGCCGCUGUUUUGGGCAGAAUCCUCAGCUAAGAGUAAACUCAACAAAGUCGAUGACUGGCCACUUGCUAGGUGCUGCAGGUGGAAUAGAAGCUGUAGCUGUUAUACAAGGGGAAUACAUGCUACUGCUAAGUGGACAGUUCGAGAAAUGCCACUACAUAGUCUUAAAUUUUUUAGCAUGCCAUUGUUCAGUCACUGAAUUCUGAAGAAUCCCACUAUGUCAAGAACUGGAAAACAGAGCUCUUCUGUUAUUCAUUCUCCCCCCUUUCCACUCAUCCCCAAUCCGCCCCACUACCUCCCGCCAGCUUACCUUGCCUUGUGCUGGUGACCAGCUGCGAUGGCCCGAGCCCUCCCUGCAUCCCACUGAUGCCUUUGUGACAUUGACCUCUCCACGUAGGGCGAGUACCGUGACUUCCCAUGGGAGCGUGUCCUAGAGGUUAGGGUUUAUGGUGGAUGCUGGUGAGCAACAAGAUGCACAUAUCUGGAGGUGGAGGAGGCCAUGGAACACCAAGCUUGGCCAUGAAUGUGGAGUGGAGAAUUGGACUUCCACUCUUAGCUUGGAGAUCUUAUCCCUAGCUCCGUUGCUGGGAUGGGAAGCAAUGGAAGUGGCGAGGAAUGGGAACAAAUGGGGGAUGUGGAAGGAAGAAGCAUAACAUGAUGCCAUCCUUCAAGUUUCUGUAACGUAAUAAUUGCUUAUUUAAAUAUCAAGUUUGGUAGUGGCAUUUCUCAAAAGUGGAAUAUAUCUAAAUUCUCCCGUCCCUUUUAUAGGGCACCCAUGUAUUCCAGAUUUAGUAUACUUUGCAAUGUUUUACCAGCAAUCAGUUUAAUAGGAGUAGUAUAUAAGGCGAGAAAAGUAGCAGUGUCGGCUUUGUAUUUGGUGUAUCCAUAUGAGCAUGUUAUGCAAAAUUAACAAGUGACAGUAAAUGAAAUCUACAGCCUAGAGUUUAAUUUGGUGGACUGUUAAGGUACGUUGUUUUAGUGAGUUGCGGCAACCCCAAAACGCAGGGAUGCCUAGGUGCCUAGUCUAGAGUUUGAAGGUGCAAACAAUCAUAAUUAAGCAUGCUUCAUAUGUCACGAAAAGAUAAAUAUUUAUGUAGUACAUGGCUGGAGAUUAGGAGGUAUAUCAGCACAAUAUCAUUCCAAAUUAAGCAAUUUCUCUAGAGGGAGCAACAUAUUAAGAAGAGGGGUUACCGAGAAAAACACAAAACAAGCAAACAUGCAAAAAUACGGUGCAACAGAGCAAGAGGCAGCAAUAUAUAGAAGAGAUCAAGAGCAGAUCAAAUCAUAGGGAGGAGAGAGAAGGAAACUAACCUGAGCUGAGCUGAUCUCAAAGUUUUGCGGAGGCGGCAGGAUGAGAAGGCAACUAAGAUUUGGAUGUUGGCAAGCCUGCUAGAAUGCUGGCAGGUGGUCUCUUUCUCCCGACAGUGGCACUGGUGGCUUUCUCACUCACCUGCAGCCUAACUCAAAACUCAUCAAGUGCCAUAUCUGUUUUUUUCUCUCCUCACUCAUGUGGUACCUGCCCCCUUAAUUUUUUUGCUUCCAAUCAUGGUCAUGGUGUUGCCAGGCACUCAACUCGUUGUGCAUAACUCCCGCUAAGCUGUCACGACUUUAGCAAUGCAGAAGCCACACACUGAAGAAUUGGUCCAUUUUGAUGUGGAUAAUUAUCGAGCUAGGACACAUACAGAUUGAGCUGAGGUGGCAUGUGUUGCCUGUGUGCUGGAGUGAGCAGGGACCAUGUUAAAGCCUAUUAUGAGAUUCCAUUAAAAGGCAUCUCUAACUCCUGUUCCAAAUGAUCGGAAAAGUGAAUUAUAAUUGUUCUGAAAUCUCAUCCUGAACUCUCAUCUCAAUUUCGUUGUUCUUCGGGACAUCACAAUUUAGUAUUUAUAGUAAGGUCUUGAUCUAGCGGUGCUCCACAAUCUCUCGAUUGACCGGUAACAGCGACCAACUGGUUGAGAGAUUGCUCUAUGGCUUAAUCUCCUGUAAAACUGAAGUUGGCGUUCGACUGAUUUGGAGGGAGCUGCGCUGGCACACAAUUCCAAGCUGUCCGCUCAAACUCGAAUUGUUGUGGAGAAGAUGGAAGUGUGGUCACCUUGUUGAAAGUGGUCACCGAGGAAGUGGAAUCCAUCUCUGCCAAUGUCGAUUCCAACGACAGGGAUUCACGAAAAUCACGAAGCAGGUGGACGACCGGCAAGGACCCUGACAUCGUCAAGCAGGCCCAAGUGACGCCUGCGGUGGUGACUUUGCCAUGCCCAUGAUUUCUGCCGUACACCGACAAGGCACCAUUGCUCGCCAAGAACGGUCCUCCCCUGCUCCAGCGUCGGCAGUACGCUCU